CGCGUGACGCCCUCGCGCUCCGCCUCCCGCUCCUGCUGCCGGCGCCGCCAGCUCGGCCCGGCGCGGGCAGGUUGUGCGGUCAUGGAGUCGGAGCGCGAGUGCCGGGUGCUCUCCAUCCAGAGCCAUGUCGUCCGCGGCUACGUGGGCAAUAAGGCGGCCACUUUCCCCUUGCAGGUUUUGGGGUUUGAAGUUGAUACGGUGAACUCUGUCCAGUUCUCAAACCACACAGGUUAUGCCCACUGGAAAGGUCAAGUGUUAAACUCAGAUGAACUUCAUGAACUAUAUGAAGGACUUAAGCUGAACAAGGUCAACCGGUAUGAUUAUGUGCUCACAGGGUAUACAAGAGACACCUCAUUUCUUGCAAUGGUGGUGGAUAUUGUCCAGGAGUUGAAGCAACAGAAUUCUAACCUAGUGUAUGUAUGCGAUCCAGUGAUGGGAGACAAAUGGAACGGAGAAGGCUCUAUGUACGUGCCCAAGGAUCUCCUUCCAGUCUACAGGGACAAAGUUGUACCUGUUGCUGAUAUAAUUACUCCUAACCAGUUUGAAGCUGAGUUGCUCACAGGCAGGAAGAUUCACACAGAAAAAGAAGCUUUAGAAGUAAUGGAUAUGCUCCAUGCCAUGGGACCAGAGACUGUGGUGAUCACAAGCUCAGAUCUACAGGCUCCUCUAGGAAACGACUACCUAAUUGCUCUGGGAAGCCACAGGAAAACUAAGGCAGAUGGUACCAAGAUAACACAAAGAAUUCGAGUGGAGUCUCCUAAAGUGGAUGCUGUCUUUGUUGGAACAGGAGACUUGUUUGCUGCUAUGCUUCUGGCAUGGACACAUAAGCAUCCAAACAAUUUGAAGGUGGCAUGUGAAAAGACUGUCUCAGCUAUGCAGCAUGUUCUGCAAAGGACCAUUAAGAGUGCAAAAGCACAAGCUGGAGAAGGAAACAAACCCAACUCGUCCCAGCUGGAACUGAGGAUGGUCCAAAGCAAAAAGGACAUAGAAAACCCAGAGAUCAUAGUGAAGGCCACCGUGUUAUAAAGGCUGUAUGUCUCCAACAACGCACAAUGUAUCCAUGUCCUCAUUUCUUUCCUGUAAAUUGUAAUAUUUGCCUUAGAUCUGUGACAGAAACCUGACUUUCAUGAAAUAGUGCCCAGCAUAGGCAGAUACCCACUCUCAAACAUAUGUGCUGGCCUUGCUCAGUUUAAACACAAAACAGCUAGUGUGCAUUGAAGCGUAUUGCCAGGUAUCAAAAUGGCUGUCAAAUUCACUUAGUCUGUGUGAUUACCCAGGGCAAGAGGGUAUAGUGUUCCUGCCUUGCCAAAGACCUCAGAUGUGAAUUUGCUAAUGGAGUGCUUGACUGACUGGAGAAUAUAUUUCAAGAUGGCCUGUAGUGCCAAUGAAGCUCACUCCAUGCUCCCUUUUCUUGGAGAUACCUGGAUCCUACUCUGGUAUUCAGUAUCUCAGCUGCUAUGAAACUAAGCAGGGUUAAAACUACACACACGGUUCUGGUUGUGUGUAGGAGUACUUUGAAGAUGUUUGGCAUUUAAGUACUCUGAAGUGACCUUGAGGUGUCAUUCGUGUUACUUACAACUGCUCCUGAUUCCUUGUCUAUGAACAGCUGCACAGUUUCAGUUUUUGCAGGUACUGGCUGCUUGUUUCUCAUGUCUGUAGGUGCCCAUGUGAUUUUCUUCCAAAGCUGCUCUGUAAACGUAUUGAUUAAUAAGAUAUUCUCUUUAUGCAGUAGCACUGGUUAGAAGUUUGUAGUUCUACCUCCGAGGCCAAGUCAGAGUCUUUGUUUAAUUUUUAGCUUCUGUAAGGACAGAAGAGAAAGCAGCUCUUUCCCUGAGAGCUGGCUGCCCUACUUCAUUCUUCAUGGGUGGAGGUAAUUGCAAACUAUGUAAGGCACUUCCUCCUAUCAAUACUCAGCACUAUUGUCAGGCUUAGAAAUGUAAUAUUUUUGGUUCAGUGAGCUUUAGUAAGUUACCUGUGUUUACUAGAAGCAGUGAAACAUGCAAAUUAAGUUGUUUAGAAUGUCACACUGACCAGAGAUGACAGAAAUUCGUUAUUAUUAAUACAACAACAUGAGGAGGAACUUCUUUAUUGUAAGGGUCACAAAGCACUGGAACAGGCUCCCCAGAGAGAUUGUGGAGUCUCCUUCUCUGGAGACUUUCAGGACCUGUCUGGAUGCAUUCCUGUGUGACUUGCACCAGAUUGUGGUGCUCUAGCAGGGGUGUUGGGCUCUAUGAUCUCCAGAGGUCCUUUCCAACCCGUAACAUCCUGUGAUCUUUAUGAUAAAAUCCUGCUCAAUAAGGGUUCAAAAUGGAAUUCUACCCAUUCUGUGAUUCAGCAUCCUAUACGUUAUAGCCACAUACAUUAUACCAGAAGGGCAGAUAUGCCCAUAGGUACUGACCCCUUGUACUUCCGUAUGAUUUCUUUAUGGGACUGAGGCUCUUGCUUCUCCCAAGAUGAGGUCUAGUUUGGUGCUCUAUCCGGAUUCAGCUGUCGAGCAUCAUCUGUCUCAGACAGCAUAGGGAGAAUAAAAUUGCACUUCAGUUUGCAGUGACAUGAAGCAAAUUUGCAUUAGAGCAAAGGGCUGAGUUUUUCUUGAUUACCUGAGCAUGCUCAAGAAACUCACUCUUUUGUAUCUCCCAGAUACCUUUCCUGCAUCUUCCUAACACAGUUUCACUUGCAUAGUGUGAGAGUCCCCAGAGAGCUGAUUUAGAGAUUGCUUUGGCCAUUGAAGUCUUCACUUGUCCCACCAUUUGUUGAUUUUUUUCUGACAUCUUAAAAGUUGAUUGGUUUCACCUAGUAGAAGAGUAAUUUAUUCUUAAAGUGAAUUUUUAGCUGAAUAGAUUUUUUUUCAUAGAGUAAUAAUGAAUAAUUAAUACACUUCUGCAAUCCACCAUUUUUAGUGUCUCUGAAGCAAAUGAAAUUGAAAAGAGAGAAAUAUUUUUUGCAGUAAAUGUAAGAGGCAAACUUCAGGCUUCCAUUCCAACAACUAAUACUAUUACUUCCUCUCAUGCAUUUGGCAUUAAACAUGAAAGGAAUGAAAAAAAAAAACCUUGAGAAUUUUAAGGGGGAAAAAUCAACAUAAAUGAGUUACAAAAUGUGACUCUCUUAGCACAGAUUUUAGUAACCACUGCCAUGAAACAAUUUCAAGCAGUAAUAAUUUUGGUGAUGUGAGCAGUUGCAAAAAUUAGCAGUAACAAAAAUGAGUCCGUGGUUGACAUCCAACAUGUGAAAAGAUGUGAACUCUCUUUAACACUGUGUGUAAUUAUCUAAUGAGGGAAGCAGUGAAGGAGGAGGAGCCAGGCUUUUCUCAGCGGUGCCCAGUGAAAGGACAGCACACAAUGGGACCAAAAUGGAAUACAGAAAAUGCCAUUUAAACUUUAAAAAGAAGUAAAAAUUGCUGAGAGUGAUGAAGCAUUGGCACAGACUUUCCAGAGAGGCUGUGGAGUCUCCAUCCUUGGAGAUGAUCAAAACCUGACUGAAUGUGGCCCUGAACAACUUGCUGUGCUUGACUCUGAUUGUGCUAAGUGGGACUCGACCAUCUCCAGAGGUCCCUUUCAGCCUCCACCAUUCAGUGAUUUUUGUGAAGUGCAAUGAAUUUCCUUUCUUGCUGUAGUUUUUAAUUGAUGCAAAUAUUAUUUUUUCCCUCCUGACAUACCAACUUCCAGAUAGGCUAGGAAAUAGCUCACUAUUAAUAAUCUUCCUCUUAUUUUUUUUUUUUAGACACCUUGCUUUGCGCUUGGGCAGCUGUGCCAGCAAUACAGUUGCCUUUAAGACAGCUGUUUUCAGCAAAGACACUUAAAUGUUGUAGCUGGUGAUGCAUUUCAGCAGUCGAACGCGAAAGGAUUUUAACUGUUUCUAACACUGACUGGAGAAGUGUUGCCUGCCAUAUUCCACACAUAACUGUGAGUUUAGCUUUUUAAAAUUAGACUAUUUCACAGGGAAGUGGACAACCUCUGCCAUCCUCUUAGGAAGAAACUAUCAAGAUACUGAACUUCCCUACCUGUGUAUGUCAUGGUCCACUCUUAUGCAGCUGUGUCCAGUUUGCAGCUUCUAUGAGUCACAUACAAAACUCUUCAGAUGGCCAGGGGUUCGAUGAGUUCCAAAAGCAGUUCACCUGCAGUAAAUGACGUUUGAUUUCUGCAGUCUGUGGCUCCACCAUGAGUCUGGAAGUGGCUCCUGGUGCACUGUCUCCUGCAGCCAGGGCUGUGGAUUGCCCAGCACCCCUUGCACCAGCAUGAGCUUCAUUGCCAGUCAGGUAAUGUGACAUGGCUUUGGAGCUGCAUGGGGCUGAACUGAGAGCCACAUGAUGGCUGUCCCUGCGCUACUGCAGUGCAAAACUGAGGUGCUUCAGUUCAUUACAUCAGGGGAUCAGUGGGAGAGAGAUGCUCAACUUACUUCUUGGAAGCAGCAAUAAGUGUGCUGUCACAGAAACCCUACCUGCUGUAAGCAUCUACUGCAGAAAAGCCCUUUGAGUAAGUGUUUGGCACUCUUUAUUCCCCCCCCCCCCCCCCCAUUAAAUACUUUCUUCAAGGAAAUUGAAAGAAAGGGCUGGUUUUCUCUGAAGUAAAGAAGCUUACAAUUUAGGAAACUUAAAUCUACAUUGCAAACAAGUUUUUAUCUCUAAACCAUAGAAGGGAAAGUGGUGUAUUUGUUGGACUGGCUCAUACCUGUCAGGUGUGAUCCUUUCUCAAGGCUUCAAGGAAUGGGUUGGUUUAAUAAUUCACACCCUCCUUAGCAUCUGUGGCAUACCCAUGUUAGCAAAAAGAAAAGAUAAUGCUGCUAAUGUGCCCAGUCUGCAAAAGUUCAUAUUUGGCAGUAGCUGCGUUCUCUAGCAGUGGGCUGCUAGCUUCUGCUUAAGUCCCCAGGAGGUUGCUUAUGUGCUACUGGUUUUAAAAUCCCACUGGCCUGAUCUAAAUUAGGUCAGGUUUAUGUCUUCAGUGAAGAAUUGGGCUUAACAUCUCUUGCCAGUAACAAACAUCAGAAAUCAUCUGUAAAUAUAUUCUGUAGCUGACUUUCUGUAGUCCUCACAGGCAGAUAGGUAUUUUUAAAUGUCAGGGUAUACAUCCUUAAUACUUGGAUGCAGUUUAAUUUGUUCAGAGUCACAAGUGCUUUUUUCAUAAUGUUUGCAGAAUGAAAUCCAGAGAUUCAGCAGUCCUGUCCAAUCUUCUAUUCCCUUCUCUCCUCACAGAUAGAAUAUCUGUAUCUAUUUCUGAGUUCAUACUGUCUCUGUGGUGCAGUUGAAAAUUGUGUCGAUAUUAGGCAGCUGCCCACUGUUUAUUUAAGGGCUUGGAGGAGAAUUAUCAGGGCUGUCUGAUCCACACACAGAUCCUUAGGUAAAGAAAAAUGUUUGGUCUAAACUAGUUUAGAUCUAGUUUAUUAGAGAAGAGCAAGCAAUUUAGCUUAGAGAGUGGAGUCAGUAACUAAUGGAUAAUCUUCCAUGACUGUCCUAACAGUAUGAAGGGUGUCUCUAGCCCACCAGUCCAGCAUUCAAUAGUUAGGGGACUGCUAACUUCACUGCCACACUAAUUCCCACAUGUUCAUGUGAAGUUAGCAGCUAAGGACACUUCUGAUGCCGAAGUACAGGUAGACAUGGGAGCUGUGAAUGCUUUCUGUUUGCAUCCAGUCAACUUCCUCACCGUUCUUUUUUCCCCCGCUUAAUAAAGCAAUUUGUGUUGGAUCCCUUUAUUCUGGAAUGAGCUUUGCAGCGUAUGUGCUCAGCCAUUUUGAUUACUGCAAGGGUACUCAUUUGUGGAGCUGUUGUGCAGGAGAGACCAAAAGUCAUUUACAAAUCAUCUACUCUAUUCUGGGCCUCGAUUAGUCUCCACAUGCUUAAUAUUCCCAGGUGCAUAUUAAUGAGACAUGCUUAAAGACAUUGUGCUAAAACCAAUGCUACUCACACUUGAUAAAAAUGUUUAUGAACAAUCUGCAGUCUAAAUUGCUAACUCUAAUGUUUGUUUGCUCUUUUUUUUUUAAUGACAAGUGGGAGAAAUCUAUAAUCAAUGUAUUACACAAAAGAAUUGGAGGACCAAUGUUUCCAGCUACUUGUACUGCCUUUGGGUAUCUUAUUUGCGUCUUGAUUGGAUGAUGUUAAUUUGUUGUCUGAAACUGUUAUGGUGAUUGUAUUGAUUUAUUUUAUUUUAAAAUAUGUGGCAAGGAAGAUUGUAAUAAAAGAAUCUACAUUUAAUGUACCAUGCACACACAAAUCAUUAGAUCCUAUUUUUGAAUGUGUUAAUCAUUUCAGAUUUCAACAGAAUAGUAACAGUUUAAUAGUCUUGCUGAAUAAUAUGAGCAUAAUUAGAAGUUCUCUUAGCUAUAUCCUAGUAUAGAGAAGAGCACAUUUGUGCACUAUAAUCAUCUUGCUGUAUGUGGAAGUGAGUAACAUCCUUGGUGUCUUACUUUUUAAAGAGAUUUCAUGGGAAGACAGCUGUUGGCAUCCUGCACUACUGCUCUUGUAUGCCUCUUACUGCGUGUGUUGGACCUCUUUGUGUUGUACUCUUUGUUCCUGCAUGCAAGGUGAGAAGAGGGGCUUGGGAUGAGAACCACUGCUCAUUUUCAGGUCUGCUUGUGCAGCAUCUAGCUGCACUCACCUUCAUAGAAUUUGUGCUUUACUGCAUAGGUUAGAGCAGGCAGGACUUUACAGCAGGAAGUUGUUCCUGCAUGUCGGAACAGCUGCUUCUGUCAGCCCUGCUCAGUCUCUGCUGUGGUGUGUUUUGCGAGAGCAGAUACCCAAUUUAAUGAGAGCACUGGUUACUGGAGAAGGUGCUGCAUCGUCAUGCUUAUGCCCAGUGGAGAAGUUUGUUCAUGUUUAUACUAAAGAAAACCACCUCUCCUGAGUAAAGGUUCCUGACUGUUUAAAGAGUACUUUCAGAAGACAGACUUCUAGAAAUGUUACAGGUUUUAGUCACUCUGAAACAAAAAUAUUUCUUCAUAAAUGGCCACACAACCCUUUUUUCUACAUCCCCCUUGCAGCUUUAUUGGCUCCUUGACCAUCUCCUGCUAGAAUCACAGAGUAAGGUUAUUCACAGAGCUGUUCUUCGUGAAAGAUAUUUGCUUCUGGUAAGUGAGAGCCUACUGCUGAACAGUUUUGUAGAUUUCUAAAACACAGCUGUUAAAAACAUGUAUCAAGCAUGGAAACUGAGCUUUAAGGUGCUCAGUCACAGUCCCAAGAAUAGCUCUUCUAAGUAAAUGAGCAAAACAGUGAGUUUAUACAUGCAUGCAGGAGCAGAUUUAAGGUAAAUCCAUGAAGUUCCAUCAGAAACUGGACACGUGUGCUCUAAGCACCGCCAAAGGGCAGUGAAUGCAGAAUGCAAGGGAGCUGCUGUUGUCAGCAGGCUUUUUCAGGAAAGCCUAAGCUAAUUCUCAUGUUUUCUUGAUGGAAAAAAUGUGGUUUGGCUUUCAAGAACCUGCUUCACCAGUGCAAGGUGAUAGCCUCCGUGCUACCAGCCACCACUUUGGUGCUUUUACUUCUCCAGCAGCAAUGUUCCUUGAGGCAAGUGGGAUGCUCUCAAGUGUGCUCCUAAGUAAGCACAUGUUCCUGACUCAGUGUUUCCACAGAGCAAGCAACAGUAACAUGUCCAGAGUUUGCAGAGCAGUGAAUGAGGCAGCACACGAUUGAGACAGAGAAAACCAGCAAUAUGAGAAGGCUGUGCCAUAUGUUCCUACUGAACUCACAUCUACUCCUUGCCUAUUGCCCUUGUGGUUGCAUUGCUAUGUAGAAAAAAAAUCUGUGUGUAGAAGAGUGUAAUAUCUGUGCUCUGUAUGUGUGUGUGUGUUGAAGCUUUAUUUGCAGUGUGAUGGGGGUGGGAAAUGGAAUUUGGGGGCUGGCUGUGUAGGCCUUCAGGAUGUGAGCAGAAGGUCUUAAAGAGUUAUAUUUUUAUAGAUUGUGCUGCAGCUUUGGGUCCCAGCCACACCUAGCCCUUUCUUCCAGGAGAGUAAAAUGGUUUGGAGUCAAGUGGCUGUAAUAUAGUAGGGAUAGUACAACCCCACCAGCCCUGGACAAACUGAAUAACUUAAUAAAAGAUGCCUUUUUAAGUAAUAUUUUUUUAGUGCUGAAUUGUUGAAACAAAGAAAUGUUUAUGAGCAAACUUUCUAUGUACUUUAAAGUUUGUGUGGUGCUUUGUACUGACUACGUGGACCUGUUCUAUGUUUACACAUCUUCACGAUUGUCCUCAAGGCAUACGUGGUAAUUCAAUGACUUUUAUGCCAGAAAAACAGUGAAGUUCUGUGUAGUACCAAAUAAUUUGAUUUCUCUUGAAAUUGUAGGCUUUUGUAGUGUUUGUGUGUAUUUUUUCUGGUUGGCUUUUCCAGGUUAUAUUAUCACAGUAUCAGUAUUCUUUCUGCAGUAAGGCUUGUAUGCUUGAUUGUAGAGAAAGGCAGUAGGAUGGUAGAUACCAUUGCCUAAGCAAGAAAACCCUAAAUAUUGCUACCUUAUCCAUUAUGAAAUCAGGUAAGUUAUGGCAUAAGCUUAAAAUGCAGUUUUUGCAUUGGACUACAAUAUCAAAUACAUCUAGAGCUGAUGAAAAGUGGGUGAGGGGUUUGUGGGUAGAUUCAGAUUGGAUGUUUAGAAAUUCUUCACCAUGAGGAUGGUGAGACACUGGAACAGGUGGCCCAGGGAGGUGGUGGAAGCCACAUCCCUGGAGGUCUUUUAAGGCCAGGCUGGAUGGGGCUCUGAGCAACCUGAUCUAAUGUGAGCUGCCUCUGCCCAUGGCAUGGGGGUUAGAACUAGAUGAUCUUUGAGGUCCCUUCCAGCCCUGGCAAUUCUAUGAUUCUAUGAUUAAAUAAUCCUGGAGGGUCUUAAAGGUGCUUAAUAGCAACAUAUAAAUGGACAAGAGACUGGAACAAAGUUAGCCUGUUCCCAUUUUAUGAACCUUGCCGAGCUAAGUUCAUAGCUUGUGCUGAACACAUGCUAGGCUAAAUGGAAGAAAGUAAAGACUUUGUCCUUGUAGUCUGUGAGUUGUAAUAAAGUGAAGCAUUUCAGUAGGGUGCUCUGCAUUUAAAUUCAAAACCAUGAUAGCUUUCAGAAGAGCCAAGUUAUCAAUAAAUCCCAUUCAGCCAGAAGGCAAGCUGUUACCAUGUGUGAAAAACACAGCUUUUUCAUCUUGCUGUACUUACCUGAGUCUUUGUUUCUUCUUGCUGGGGCACCAAGGCUAAAGCACAACCGUGCACACACUUAAGUUUUUUUUUUACUUUUAUUUGGUUGUCAUUUGGGAGCUCUCUAGAAAUUGCAAAGAUCUGCAGCAUCAAUCAGUUUGCAGAGUAUGGCCUUCUGCUGGAUGUUGUGCUCCUGCCACGACAGUUGGUCAUCUGAAAAAACAACCAAACAUUGUUUAUUCUGUCUCUUUUAAGAAGCAUGGCAGCAUCCUCAUCACACUUCUGAAUAUACCACUACUGCAAAAAGCAGAGGAAAAUUUAUCAGCAGUUUUCCUCUCAAAAGUUUCUGAGUUCUGGAUAUGUUAAAAUAAGUAGUUCUGCUUUGCUGAGUUAGCAAUAAAAAUGCCACCAAAUAAAUAAUGCAUUGUCAUGGAGAGAGGCAGUGGAAGGGAACAGUUGUGCUUUGCAUGCUUCACUGUACCUGGAUUUUUCUCCCCUGGAAACCAGUGGGUGCAAUAUACGUACAGUGGCUGCAGAGUGACUCUUUUGCCUGUACUUCCCCAGCGGAAAAUGCAGAGGUGUUACUCUAAGCAAGUGGGCAGAUGAGGUCUGUGUGACAUUGUUGGCCUGUUCAUUUUGAAGUUCUGUACUGAACCUCUGGUUUAGCACAACUCUGUAUGCACUUGGAAGUGUGUGAUAAACACUGCUCUCCUGGCUGCAGCAUAAGCUGGCAAGGUUGUCAUUAUUCUCCCUGAUUUAGGACCCUAGUCUGGGUGGGUGUAGACUUCAUCCUUAGUCCAUGGAGAAGCAACAGGCUCGAAAAGUGAGUUACUUGGAUGACUUAGGCUAGGCUCUUGUUCUCUGGAAAACAAAGGUAGAGAAUGUUUGGCUGCUAUGGUGGAUCUAUCAUGUCCAGCUCAGCUAUGCCAUAAAACUACCCAUCAUUAUCCUACCCUUGGUACUUGCCUGUGCCUGUAACAAGUGAAGGAGCUAAAACCAAUGGGGAAAUUAUCCAGCCAAAACCGCAAAGGUUUUACCUGCUUUAGUUCUGUUAUCCUCAUCCUGGGAACAAGUAGGAGCUUGUAGCUAGCUACUGCUAGGGAGGGACUCUGUAGAUGGAGCCAGACAAAACUGGGAAGAAUGGGAUUGUCUUUUUUCCUGACAUGCUGGGUGGAGAGAACCUAACUACAGAGAUGUACUGUUAGUGGUAAAGAGAAUAAGUCUUUGUCAGUUAAGCACUUGAAAGAAGAUUUGCAGAUUUAGAAAUCUGAGUUUGGUGUUCUCAGCCCUACGCAUCCUUUGUAUCACAAAGAGAUUACAGAACUUUAAGGAUUUGUGUGAGUGUUUUUAAUUACCUCUUGUGCCCAGCAGAGUACAAAAUAGCAUAGAAUAAAGCAAUUAUAUAACAAGGGAACAUAGUAGGAAGGAAAAUUCAGGUGGAGACAGUUUAAAGUCUGCUUCUGCAGCACUUGCAUGGAGUCAGAAUUGUCCAGGUCUGGCUCUUUUCCUUCCCAUCCCUUUCCCUUUAAGGAAGAAAUCACAUAAGAAAGUGAACAGAUAAAUAAGGGAAGUAACCAAGGAAUUUAUGUGGCAUUGUUAUUUAUUAUUUUUGUCUCCUGGUUUUUAAAUCUUACGACACCAGAAGUCUCCAGUUCACAAGGGAUUGCCAGAAGAUGCCUUGCCAAGCAAUGUGUGACAGCAUGCUGCUUGUGACACGCUUGUGACAAGUGGCAUUAGGAUACCACCUGCCCUGGUGGCUGGAUUUAGUGCAGCACAAGUACUCACCUGCGCUCAUCUGUGUGAAUACAAGCCUUGCUAGGGAGGGAAAUCGGCUUCUUGUUGGAGAUGCAAUGCCGGGAGGAAAUGACGGAGAAUUUAGCACCAUCCAGUGAUCUUGCCAGUUGCUGUUAGUAAUUGUUAGUGCAACGUGUCCCUCUCAUUAUUUUCUAUGUGGAAGAUGGGAGGGUAACAGCCUACAUGCCAUUUAAGUAUGCUUUUAGCUGGCAGAAAGGGAAAUGCAAAUCACACCUGUAAAAAACAGAGGGGAGGGAUCGCUGUGUGUUUGCCCAAGAGAUGAGUAGAGGAAAAUUUGAGGUUUGGCUCUCAUUCAGAAAUGACUCAGCACUGACCAAAUGAAUGCCAUAUCUUCAGUGGGCAGUAGCAUCUGGAGGAGGCCAAUAUUUAGGGUUUCUACCCAAAGCACAUUUAGUCCUGCUCUACUGUUCAGUGAAAAUGCCCAGUGCAGAUGCCACCAGAGCCUCACCUAGUGGAGUAAUGCUGUGAUAAAGAAUGUGGUUUUCUUGUGCAAGUCUUAACCUCUUAUGGAAACAGUGCAUAACUCAGUAUUUUCAUGGUGUACAAGUGAAAUGUACUUUUUUUUUUUCAAUAAAACACAUUUCCUUUCGUAAA
This is a messenger RNA of Pogoniulus pusillus (Red-fronted tinkerbird), 11499 nucleotides long. RefSeq names its product pyridoxal kinase (gene PDXK). Gene Ontology annotation, molecular function: pyridoxal kinase activity. Bases 82 to 1026 code for a protein of 314 amino acids. The transcript is spliced from 11 exons. Gene Ontology annotation, biological process: pyridoxal 5'-phosphate salvage. The record is from RefSeq and is a predicted model, not a curated record. Lineage: Eukaryota; Metazoa; Chordata; Aves; Piciformes; Lybiidae. Gene Ontology annotation, cellular component: cytosol.